Messenger RNA from Rhipicephalus sanguineus (brown dog tick), 2044 nucleotides. Its product is annotated as MAM and LDL-receptor class A domain-containing protein 1. NCBI's taxonomy places the organism in Eukaryota, Metazoa, Arthropoda, Arachnida, Ixodida, Ixodidae. The record is from RefSeq and is a predicted model, not a curated record. Gene Ontology annotation, molecular function: protein binding. Gene Ontology annotation, biological process: nervous system development. The transcript is spliced from 15 exons. The coding region runs from base 4 to 2040 and encodes 678 amino acids. Gene Ontology annotation, cellular component: membrane.
UAUAUGUACGCACAUAACACGGAAUCUACAAGAAAGGUUGCUCGUCUUCUGUCCGUCCGGAUGAACUCAACUUCUGACGAGGGCCGCUGUUUCACGUUCUGGUACAACAUGUGGCAUCCAAACAGCGGACAGCUGAACCUUUUACAGCGCGUGGACAACGUUUCGACAAGCAUUUUAUGGACGCGGUCUGGACCGCAAGGCAAGGCUUGGCAGAAGGGCCAGGUGCAAGUACAAUCCGAGGACCAGCACAGAUUCAUUUUUGAAGCUGUCUUGCCAGGACAUAUUCCCGGAAUUAUCGCAAUUGACCACUUCGUGCUCAAGGACGGCUAUUGUGAAAGCAGCGACGUAUGCACGUUCGAGUCUGGAAGGUGUGGCUGGCAGAUGCACGACUGGGAAGUCACGAAGGGGACCAGCGCGAUGUUGCCUGCUUCAGAUCACAGCAACAAGGCGCCAUUGGGGAGUUUCGCUCUGGCCACGUCUUCCGGUGGCCGCUUGGUGAGUCCACCUGGCUUCCACAAGUCCUCACAACACAAGUGCCUCCGAUUCUGGUUCUUCAUCGCCGGACGAACAGCUGAAUCACUUAAUGUAACUAGCGUAAUCGAAGACCAGCGAGAGGAGUCACUCUGGUACGCAACCAAGGCACACGCUCCUUCAGAUCAGUGGUACUCCGCCGCCGUCGACAUCACCAGCCUCCAAGGAGACGCCACGCUCGCCUUCGAAGGAACCACUUCUGGUGACCCUGGAACAGCUGUCGCCGUGGACGACAUCAGCUUAGGCGAGAAGGGCUGUCCUCCACCUGGCAGCUGCUCUUUUGAAGAGGACAUGUGCAACUGGCAGAACAUCGAAGGUCGCAAAUACGCGUCAUGGUACAGGAACCAAGGACCAACUCCCAUGUCCCGCGACGGCCUCAACACGGACCACACGCUCGGAACUGAUGAAGGGUAUUACUUGCUUCUUGACCAUGCCGACCUUUCUGAAACCGGAACUGCUAUUCUCGAAAGCCAGACAUUAACCAUGGGUCCCGCUGCCUGCGCCAAGCUCUACUAUUACAUAAAGCAAAAGGCUGAUACUACACUGAGCGUCGAGUUCGCAGACCCAUUGGGGAAGCAGAUAGGGUCGCCCACGAUUGUGUCCGCCAAAGGUCCCAGUGAGUGGACACAGCUGUCGGUGGAAGGCCGCAACCUUCCUAGUGCGUUUACGAUAUUGAUCACUGGCGAUACGGGGUACUUCUCCAGUGACCUUGCAAUAGACGACAUUGAAGUGAGCCAGGGAAAGUGCGGCCAUGUCCCGGAUGUCACAAAACUGCCGGAACCAAAAACCAACCCGCCGACAAUUACUUCGACACCACUACCAAGCGAAUCUACAACGCUGCAAGCGGACACCAGUACAACAGAACAACCAGCGAGUACAAGUGAGACAGUCACGUUUACGUCAGUGCCUACUAAAACCGAAGCGCCCUCUACGCCGGAGGCUCUCUUGGACUGCAAUCAUGGAGAGUUCUACUGCCGCGACGGUACUACGUGCAUCCCGGGUGUUCUGGUAUGCGACGGCAUCCCCGACUGCCCCAACGGGUUGGAUGAAAAAUGCAGCGUGCAGAAGAAAUGUGGACCACAGGAGUUCCUGUGCACGACCCGGUCUCCUUCUGAUUGUCUUCCACGGACGUUGCUUUGUGAUGGAAAAGAAGACUGCUCAGGAGGAUCUGACGAAGUACUUUGCGACGUGUGCCCACACAACCUGUGCCUCAAUGGUGGUGUCUGUGGAUUGGCGCCAAAGCAACGUUAUCCAGUCUGCGAUUGUCCCGAUGGCUACGAAGGGCACCGAUGCGAGUCGUUCAUCCGAAGUACGUCAAAAGAACACCUACGGACGAGCACAGCAACAGCCAACACGGGUUCCAUUGUCGCUGGUGUCCUAGUCUCGCUGGCAGUGGUUGCAAUAGCCGCAGUGGUCGCAGUAGUUGUAUUAAGAAGACGACGUGCACCACAAUCGAGAGAAACACUAAUAUCACUGGACGACCCGUCCUUCGAAGCAUUCUCAUAUUAAAGAU